Brugia malayi is the source of this 1542-nucleotide messenger RNA. Its product is annotated as Helicase conserved C-terminal domain containing protein. The coding region runs from base 1 to 1542 and encodes 513 amino acids. Gene Ontology annotation, molecular function: RNA helicase activity; ATP binding; nucleic acid binding. The record is from RefSeq and is a predicted model, not a curated record. The transcript has 11 exons. Lineage: Eukaryota; Metazoa; Nematoda; Chromadorea; Rhabditida; Onchocercidae.
AUGGAUGAUGAUGAUGAUGAGCAAUUACCUGAAAAAUCUUCCUGUGAUAAUUCCGAUAAUGAUGACGAAUCAGAAGAAUUAGAAAUUAAUUUAUUACUAUCAUCAUCAGCAAUAAAGGAUGGAAAUAUUUUGAAAGCAAUAACUUUUUCUGAACUUGGUUUAAGUAAAUGGCUUUGUGAUCAAUUACGACAUCUUGCCAUAAAUACUCCUACACCAGUACAGAUAAAUUGUAUACCGCAUAUUCUUGCUGGUAGUGAUGUAUUAGGUUGUGCAAAAACUGGAACGGGUAAAACAUUAGCAUUUGGUUUACCAAUUUUACAUGAGUUAGCAGUUGAUCCAUAUGGUAUCUGUGCAUUGAUAUUAACACCAACACGAGAACUUGCAAUGCAAAUUGGUGAUCAAUUUGCAGCGCUUGGUGUAUCAAUUGGUCUUAAAAUUGGUAUUAUAGUAGGUGGAAAAGAUCGUGUUGCUCAGAGUAGUGAUUUAGCUAGACGACCUCAUAUUGUUGUUGCAACACCUGGACGAUUAGCUGAUCAUUUGGAGAGUGACUCUGAAAAUACUGGAAAGCUUUUUGAGAAAUUACGAUUUUUGGUGCUUGAUGAAGCUGAUCGUCUUCUAGAUGGACAAUACUCAAUUGAACUAAAAACUAUCCUAACUUUUCUACCAAAACAACGACAAACACUAUUAUUUAGUGCUACAAUUACAUCAGCAUUAAGUCAACUACAUCAAGUAUCUAUCAAAAAACCAUAUUUUUUCGAAGAUAAAAGUGAAAUUGCUACGGUUGAUAAAUUGGAGCAAAAAUAUGUGCUUUGCCCAUGUGCUGUAAAAGAUGCAUAUUUGGUAUAUGUUGUGAAGAAUUUUCAUGAAAAACAUCCAGAAAGUUUAAUUCUCAUAUUUUCACAUACAUGUCGAGAAUGUCAAGCAUUGGCAAUUAUGUUUCAUGGAUUAGGUUUCAAGGUUGGAUCAUUGCAUUCUCAGAUAAGUCAACAGGAAAGAACAUCUUCUUUAACCAAAUUCCGUUCUGGUCGCAUAAAAAUUCUGAUAUGCACAGAUGUUGCAUCACGUGGACUUGACAUACCUCAUGUCGAUCUAGUUGUCAAUCAUAAUGUACCACAAAAUCCUAAAACUUAUAUACAUCGAGUUGGUCGUUCAGCUCGAGCCGGAAGAUUCGGUUGCGCACUUCUAUUUGUCACUCAAUAUGAUAUAUAUUUACUCCAGGAAAUUGAAAAAAUAAUUAAGAAAAAAUUAGAUAAACUUGUUGUCAAUGAUAAAAAGGUAACACAAUACGUAACACAAGUGUUAGUAACUAAACGAGAAGCAGAAAUUAAAUUAGAUCAACAAAAUUUUGGUGAACGGAAAAUAAUCAAUAAGCGAAAAGAAAUGUUAAUUGCUGGAUUGGAUCCUGAUGAAGUUGAGAGAACUCUGAAAAUGCAACGCGAACAAAAAAAACAGACAGGAAAGAAGAGACGCAAACAAUUGGAAAAAAUAAUUGAUAAGCAGAAAAUGAAAAAAGAAAAGGAAAAAAUCAAAUCUGCAAGAUAA